GAACCAUGAGAAGGGUACACCAUCGAUACCUGCAGUGGUCUGUUCGUUGGACUCAGCAAUCGCCUGUGCUUCCAUUUUGAGUUGGCUUUCUUGGCUGGUGGACCUUCCUGUCUUACUGUCUUUAUUAGCCUGGAGACGCACCUGAAGAGCAAUUCUUUUGGCUUGAAACGAUCGGUCUGCGUGGUUUGAGGCACGCGAGAUGUGUACAGCAACUAAUGAUAGGCUUUGCUUCAGCCGUUAGCAGCUGUAGCAACGGCAGCAGCAGCAGCAGCAGCAGCAGCAGCAGCAGCAGCAGUAGCGCUCCCGACAGUGGCCAAGGCGGUCCCGUCAGGCCGACUGAUCAUGCUAGAAUCACAAGUAGUGCUUUUGUCCCGAGUCGGAGCCCUUCGCCUAUCAUGCAAGAUUCACAAGUCGUUCAGAAUCCGCGACAGUGUCAAUGGGCCUCCAGCCAGGCUCAGCAGUCCAGUUAUGGCUGCCAGCGCUGCUGAGAGCCAUCCGCAGUGCGGGUGCUCGCCAAUGCAUCUGGGGUCGCCGCUGCACCUGGAAUGCACCGCCAGGGCCUGCUCCCGCGGUCCUGCAACCGCUAACCACGAAUUCCCUGGCCGAGAACCCCCUUAUCCAGAAUUCUCUGACCGAGUAACUCCGUAUCGAGGAUUACCGUACCGAGGAUCCGCUUAUCAGGAACCUUCUUAUCGAGAAUCUUCUCUCCGAAUUCUUCUUGAUGGGGGAUCCCCGGGCCGGAAAUUCCCAA
Molecule: messenger RNA, 751 nt
Organism: Closterium sp. NIES-67
Lineage: Eukaryota; Viridiplantae; Streptophyta; Zygnematophyceae; Desmidiales; Closteriaceae
Source: the annotation of a GenBank genome assembly